UUUUGACAGAUGCAGAAAUAGAAAAAAAAGAAAAGCAUACGGAGCGGAAUUGUUUGCUGGUUUGUUUGUGGCUUUCCUUGAAAUAAGUGCAAAAUCUCUGCAAAUCUUCGUCAUCAUGCUGAUCAAAGUGAAGACCCUGACCGGCAAAGAAAUUGAAAUCGACAUUGAACCCACGGACAAAGUGGACCGGAUCAAGGAGCGAGUAGAAGAGAAGGAAGGCAUCCCCCCGCAGCAGCAGCGGUUGAUCUUUUCCGGCAAACAGAUGAACGAUGACAAAACCGCCCAAGACUACAAAGUCCAAGGAGGGUCCGUGUUGCAUCUGGUCCUUGCUUUGCGUGGAGGGUUACUGCUGUGAACUGGCGAAGAUGGACUAGAUUGGCGUUCCGCGGACAGUUGCGCGGGUCCGAGUACUGUGGUGUGUCUCUAUCGUCUCAUUGUUUUGCUUAAUGCUAUUGAUUUGGAAAUGUGUCACUGAAUAAA
Molecule: messenger RNA, 480 nt
Organism: Anopheles merus
Lineage: Eukaryota; Metazoa; Arthropoda; Insecta; Diptera; Culicidae
Gene: Nedd8
Product: NEDD8
Exons: 3
Coding region: 116-355 (79 amino acids)
Biological process (GO): protein neddylation; modification-dependent protein catabolic process; regulation of proteolysis
Cellular component (GO): cytoplasm; nucleus
Molecular function (GO): ubiquitin protein ligase binding; protein tag activity
Source: RefSeq, a predicted model, not a curated record